This is a messenger RNA of Verticillium alfalfae VaMs.102, 1443 nucleotides long. RefSeq lists its product with no specific name. NCBI's taxonomy places the organism in Eukaryota, Fungi, Ascomycota, Sordariomycetes, Glomerellales, Plectosphaerellaceae. The record is from RefSeq and is a predicted model, not a curated record. The transcript has a single exon. The coding region runs from base 1 to 1443 and encodes 480 amino acids.
AUGGAGCACCAGAGGUCUCCCCAGGAGCGUAGUCUCGCCUGGUACCGCCCGCAUCAACUGAUUGCCCACGAUCAGAUGGAGGGCCGCGCCUUUCAAUACUUUGCCCGUGUUGUCGGUCCCGUUCUGUCCGGACCCCAAGAUGCAUACUUCUGGACACACCUCGUCAUGCAGUUCGGCCACUUUGCCCCCGCCGUACGUCACGCUGUGCUCGCCAUCAGCUCGCUGCACGAGGAUUUCCAGAACGGCAAACGCAUCACGAGCGAGCUGCCAGGGAACCCCUUUGCGCUGAAACACUACAAUGCCUCCCUGCGCCAUAUCCAGGCCGCCCAGGACGAGAGUCUUGUCCUCCUGACCUGCGUUCUCUACCUAUGUGUCGCUUUUCUGCUCGGCGACAUCGACUCGGUCAUCCGCCACUGCAGAUAUGGCAUUGCCAUCAUCGCAGAGUCGGGAUGUUCGGGCUGGGCGCGAGAUCACCUACUGCCAAUCUUCCGCCGCCUGCACGCGUCUCCCUUUGCCGCGCGAGCAUUCCGCCAGGGGGCGGCCUUGCCGCUCGACUUUGACAUGACAAGCGAUCUUGCCAAUACGCACCCCUUUGUCACGGUCUUGGAGGCCGAGGCAUCCCUGUGUGACCUCAAAUACCGCACGCGCGAACUUGCCCCGAUGGGCCCCAGCUCCAGGCAAGCGCGCCUGAAUCCCGAUCCAGCACUACGAGCCCACUGCAAGGUCUUGCUCGACCGGUGGUCCGAUCGCGUCACGCCCCUGCUUGAGUCGCCUGCCUCCAGCCCGGCCGAGCGCUGCCUUCUGUGCCACCUUCGCGCUUCGCACGAGAUGCUGAAGAUCCUCGUCGACAUUGGCGGUGAAGGAUCUGAAAUGUCGUUUGACAGACACACCGAGUCGUUUCGGACCAUAAUGGAACUGGCAGAAGAGGCGGCAGCGCUCAAGGUGGCUCCUCCGGUAUCGUCCCAGCCGCAACGAGCCUGCUUCACGUUCGAACCCGGCCUGCUGCCCAUCCUGGCCUUCACCUCGAGCAGGUGCCGCGACCUGCCGAUCCGCCUCAAGGCGCUGACGUUGAUGGGGAACGCCGUCGCGGCCAAGGAAGGGCUCUUUGAUGUCGGUACCAUGUACAGGGUCGGCCGACGCGUCACUGAGAUGGAGCACAGCAUGUCACUGGAGGACUGCGUACGCGCAGUCGAGGAACGCGAUGUCCCCUACCCACCCGAGGCGAUGCGAAUCUUCGCCGCCGACUUUGACCACAAUCUCCAAGUGCUAAAAGGACCAGACGGACGGAUGACGUACCGCAGGUCGAUCAACAUGCUGGUCCGGACGCCGGAAGGCCCUCGAGUCGUAGCAUCCGAGUAUCUCACCGACGAUAUGCCCAUUCAUUGUCCUGGUAUCCCUAGCAUGCGAUCAGCCUUGUUCAACUCUUCCAUCGAGGCGGCAUAG